CACGUUAUGAUUGAUUGAAAUAAACCCUACUCCGAGGAGUGUUCUUGAGCUUGAGAGCCUGAGUUUUGGUCUUGGAUUUCGUCUUAUACUUGCAGACCUAGAGAUCAAUUUCAUCACCAUUGAUCUCGUGGUAAAUCUCUACCCAAUCUAGCCUCUUCCCUCUUGUGUUGAAGUUGCUUGUUUGGGUUUCUUUCCUUCAUCGAUCCAUCAUCCCCUGUUCAUACUAUGAAACCACCACAAACACCAGAACCUCUCCCUAAGCUGCGUGAUUCUUAUUCGAGUCCUAACAUUGGGCUCAUCAAGUGGCAUCAUCGCCUGGUUCAAACUCAGCGGCAACAACGAAGAAACAAGAAAUUUGACCUGUUGCAGCAAGAACGGGAAAGAAGGACCCAAUCGCACUGCGGAUUCCGAGUCUGAGGAGGAAAUUCGGUUUGAGGAUUCUACGAUGGUAGGACAAUAGAUUCACACCGCAGAGCUGUUACAAACGAUCAUAGCCCAAUUGAAUGUCACUUUCCAGGCUCAGUUUGAUAACAUUCAACAUCAAAUGGGAGGAACUAAAAGCGCCGACGACAAUAGAGCCAAAGUCCACGAGAAUGGCGACGAGGCACGAGGCGAUUCCUGAAGGAUAUUGUGAAUGCAGUCCUCGGGCUCUUGACGAGAUAAUCCGGAACCUGGAGCACCAACUGUUCUUUCCCAGGAACCAUCAUCGUGAUCAAAAUCACGAAUUCCGUGAUUAUGAUCACCGACCACCAGAAAUAGGGGGCAUCGACGGGCUCCGAGGGUUCAAACUUAACAUUCCCUCGUUUCAAGGAGGCCUCAAUCCAACAGACUACUUGGAUUGGAAAAGAAAACUACACUGACGAGCAGAAGGUUACGCUUGCUGCUUACGAAUUUGGAGGCUACGUCGCCGCUCGGUGGGAGCAGGUGCGCAUAAAACGAAGGAGGAUUGGCUUUUCUCAUGAUCAGAGUUGAUAUUCGAGAGGAUAAGGAAGCCACCAUCAGCCGAUUUUUACAUGGUCUCAAUAGAGACAUUAAAAAUCAAGUGGAGCUCUUCCCAUUCAUGGAAAUUGAAGAAGUUGUCCAGCUCGCCGUGAAAGUAGAGAAGCAAAUGAAGCAGUAGAGCUUUGGCAGGAGGUUUCCUCCAGCUAACAGUUCCCCUAAGCCAGUUUCAGAGCCCGAACUGAAGCCUAAACUGCCUAGGACCAUGACCAGGAAUGUCACACCAGCUGCUCAAGAAAGGCAAGAGCUUUUCGUGGCAACAUUCAUUAUUUUAAGUGCCAUGGUUAUGGGCACAAGGCUCACCAAUGUACCAAUCAGAAGGUGUUGGUACUCCGAGAUGAAAAUUACUACUAUGAGGAUGAAGAAAAAGAAGAGAAGAAGCUUGCAGGAGACGCGGAGGCCGAAGAGGAGAUGGAAGUCGUUGAUGGACCAUUGCUAGUAAUUCGUAGGGCUUUGACAAACAAAGAAGAGGACUUACCCAUUGUGGACUAGAGGAGCAACCUAUUUCACACAAGGUUUCAAGUGCAGGGUUAGAUUCUUACCUUCAUUGUGGAUGGAGGAAGCUGUGCAAACGUGGUAAGUCUUGACACCGUCUAGAAGCUCGGGCUGGACAUGAUUCCCGUCCCCGAGCCAUAUUCUUUUCACUGCUUAGUGAUCACGUUGUGAUCAAGGUCAAUAAGCAAGUCUGGUUGCCUUUCUUGAUCAGAAAAUACCACGACGAGCUACUGUUCAAUGUAAUUCUGAUGUAGGCAUCACAUUUGGUGCUAGGAAGGCCCUGGAAGUUCGAUCGCCAAGGUUCCCAUGUCAGCCGGAACAACCGAUACCCAUUCAAGCAUCAAGGUCAGAAGAUGGUGCUCAAACCAUUGUCGCCGGAGGAAGUUCAAUCUGAUCAACAGCACAUGGUGCGAAGUAGGGUACCAGGGAAGGGCAAUUCCAGUACUUCCCCCAGGUAAUGAAGGAAUCAAAUUUGG
Molecule: messenger RNA, 1970 nt
Organism: Linum trigynum
Lineage: Eukaryota; Viridiplantae; Streptophyta; Magnoliopsida; Malpighiales; Linaceae
Source: the annotation of a GenBank genome assembly